AUGGUCGAGGCGUGCUUCCUGUGCCUGGACUCCACGGAGUACAUGCGCAAUGGGGAUCAGUACCCUACUCGCAUGAUGGCGGAACAGGACGCUGCCUGCCUGCUGGCGAAUGCGAAACUGCAAGCGAACGCAGAAAACACGCUUGGCUUCCUUACUACCGGAGGUAACGCAUGUACAGUGUACGAAACUCUCACGAACAACGUGGACGCUAUCAUGACUUCCAUCGGUAGUAUUCCCGUCAAUGGUAAGAGCUGCAACUUCAGCUCUGGCCUGCAGAUCGCGUCGUUGGCACUCAGUCACCGCACCAACUCCCGUGCCGAGAAGCGCAUUGUUGCCUUCGUUGGCAGCCCAAUUAGAGAGACAGAGGCGGCGCUGGAUGCGCUGGCGAAAAAACUACGCAAGGAUGACGUCGCUGUGGAUGUGGUGGCCUUCGGCGUGGAGGCGAACGUGGAGUUGCUGCAGGCCUUUGUGAGGAAGGUCUGCAAGAAGGAGAACUCACGCUUCCUGGCGGUGGCCGCGCGCGAGAACCUGACUGACAAGCUGAUGAGCAACGCCAUUCUCCUCGGCGAGGACCUUCCCGAGAGAGCGGAGGGCGGUGACGCCGUUAUGAGCGGCUUUGGUGUGGACCCCAACAUGGAUCCGGAGCUAGCCAUGGCUCUCCGUCUCUCCAUGGAGGACGAGAUGCAGCGCCAGGCUGCGGCUGCUGCGGCUGCCUCAUCUGCGGCUCACGAAAGUGCACCGACCUCCGGUGACGUUGACAUUCCCGCUGCUCCGGCAGCCCCAGCACCCGUGCCGGCGGCGGACGAGGAUGAGCAGGACUACGAGGGCAUGUCGGAGGAGGAGAUGAUGCGGCGGGCCAUCGCCCUCUCGCUGCAGGAGGCCACGCAGGGUUCGUCGGACACAGCGUCGCCGCAGCCGCCCAGCACCUCCGAAGCGCACAAGGACGAGGAGGAGAAGGAGGAUGACUUUGCGAAAAGCGUCCAGGACGCUUUGGAGGAAGACGAAGAGAAGCACUCGUGA
Messenger RNA from Leishmania braziliensis MHOM/BR/75/M2904, 1020 nucleotides. RefSeq names its product putative proteasome regulatory non-ATP-ase subunit. Gene Ontology annotation, cellular component: proteasome regulatory particle, base subcomplex; cytosol; nucleus. The record is from RefSeq and is a predicted model, not a curated record. The transcript has a single exon. Gene Ontology annotation, molecular function: polyubiquitin modification-dependent protein binding. Lineage: Eukaryota; Euglenozoa; Kinetoplastea; Trypanosomatida; Trypanosomatidae. The coding region runs from base 1 to 1020 and encodes 339 amino acids. Gene Ontology annotation, biological process: proteasome-mediated ubiquitin-dependent protein catabolic process.